Molecule: messenger RNA, 3977 nt
Organism: Pteropus alecto (black flying fox)
Lineage: Eukaryota; Metazoa; Chordata; Mammalia; Chiroptera; Pteropodidae
Gene: SEC62
Product: SEC62 homolog, preprotein translocation factor
Exons: 8
Coding region: 124-1320 (398 amino acids)
Biological process (GO): post-translational protein targeting to membrane, translocation
Cellular component (GO): endoplasmic reticulum membrane; endoplasmic reticulum
Source: RefSeq, a predicted model, not a curated record
UCCUCCCCACUAGCAGGGUGCCAGCCGGCGGGUUACAUAACGGGCCCCCGCGGAGCGCUCUCGCGAGGUUUCCACCUCCCCCUCCUCGCUCCACGUCAAAGGAAACCGGGCGGAGCGGCCAACAUGGCGGAACGCAGGCGACACAAGAAGCGGAUUCAGGAAGUUGGUGAACCAUCUAAAGAAGAGAAGGCUGUAGCCAAGUAUCUUCGAUUCAACUGUCCAACAAAGUCCACCAAUAUGAUGGGUCACCGGGUUGAUUAUUUUAUUGCUUCAAAAGCAGUGGAUUGCCUUUUGGAUUCAAAAUGGGCAAAGGCCAAGAAAGGAGAGGAAGCUUUAUUUACAACAAGGGAGUCUGUGGUUGACUACUGCAACAGGCUUUUAAAGAAACAAUUUUUUCACCGGGCACUAAAAGUAAUGAAAAUGAAGUAUGAUAAAGACAUAAAAAAAGAAAAAGAGAAAGGAAAAGCUGAAAGUGGAAAAGAAGAAGAUAAAAAGAGCAAGAAAGAAAAUCUAAAGGAUGAAAAGACAAAAAAGGAAAAAGAAAAAAAAAAGGAUGGUGAAAAGGAAGAAUCCAAAAAGGAGGAAACUCCAGGAACUCCAAAAAAGAAGGAAACUAAGAAAAAAUUCAAGCUUGAGCCACAUGAUGAUCAAGUUUUUCUAGAUGGAAAUGAGGUAUUUGUGUGGAUCUAUGACCCAGUUCACUUUAAAACCUUUGUCAUGGGAUUAAUUCUUGUGAUUGCAGUGAUAGCAGCUACCCUCUUCCCUCUUUGGCCAGCAGAAAUGAGAGUGGGUGUUUAUUACCUCAGUGUGGGUGCAGGCUGUUUUGUAGCCAGCAUUCUUCUCCUUGCUGUUGCUCGUUGCAUUCUAUUUCUCAUCAUUUGGCUCAUAACUGGAGGAAGGCAUCACUUUUGGUUCUUGCCAAAUCUGACUGCUGAUGUGGGCUUCAUUGACUCCUUCAGGCCUCUGUACACACAUGAAUAUAAAGGACCAAAAGCAGACUUAAAGAAAGAUGAGAAAUCUGAAACCAAAAAGCAGCAGAAGUCCGACAGUGAGGAAAAGUCAGACAGUGAGAAAAAAGAAGAUGAAGAGGGAAGAGUAGGACCAGGAAAUCAUGGAACAGAAGGCUCAGGUGGAGAACGGCAUUCUGACACAGACAGUGAUAGGAGGGAAGAUGACCGAUCCCAACACAGUAGUGGAAAUGGGAAUGAUUUUGAAAUGAUCACAAAAGAGGAACUGGAACAACAAACAGAUGGGGAUUGUGAAGAGGAGGAAGAAGACAAUGAUGGAGAAACAACUAAAUCUUCACAUGAAAAAUCAUAACCUGGUGAACUUGGGGACUUAAUACAUACAAGAGGUUGGAUUUUCUAUGUUGGCUGAUUAUCAUAAUGUACACAUGACAUUUGUAGCAUUUUCCCUUUACUGAAAUGUAUUUGACAUCCAAGCAGUUAUAUCCAGUCCUUCAUUUCAUAGAAUACUAUUAUUGAUACAGUCAAAAGCCAUUUAUAAAUUUUAUCUAUUUGAUAAUUUUACGGCAAGUAGGUGUCAUUAAUUUUGAUAGUUAUCAAAGAUGCACUUUCCACAAUGACAUUUUAAUGGCAUUUUUGAUAGUUGUAUGGCUUUUAACUGUUAGACUAAUCAAAUAACUAAAAGAGAUAAACCAACAUUUCAGAUUAUGUAUAGUUAUAUAGCCAUUUCACAGUUUCUUUGAGAUGAAAUGCUUAAUUAAACUCGUUGUUACUGAUAGUUAAGCUUUUGUUGAUUAUAAAAUUAUACCAGGAAAUUUCUGAGAUUCUGAGUUAGCAGGAUUCAAAAGCAUUUUGUGGAAACAAGCCAACUAGUAAUAAUGUAACAACACUUUUAGUUUAGCUACAAAUUCCCUUUUUCCAAUUUAGGAAAUCCCAACUGGUUUGUACAUCUGAUUCAGGGAAAGAUGGUCAUCUCCUACAGAGAAAGCAGGCAGCGUUGGUUGGAAGGUGAUGGCUCUUCCCAUUUCCUUUCAUGAAGAAAAUGUAUUCUGUAUAUAAUUUACAAAUAAACAUUUUAUUUUAAUUGUUACUUAUUAUUUAGACAUUUUCUUAACACUUAAAUUUGUAAAAUUAAGACCAUUUAAGGGUAUGUUUUUAGAGAAAUGGAAGUUUCAAUAACCCACAGAACAUCUGUGAUCUUUCUACAGCAGCUUCAGUUUUGUGCCAACAUUCCAUGUAUUUGAAUAUGAGUUAAAAUGAUCCUUAUUAAAUAAGAGCAGACUUAAAAGUAGUGUUUGUACGCCUUAACAGUCAUUUUGAUUUAUCUUACAUCUCUACAUUCAGAAGUGGGGUACUGUAUUAUCAGACCAGGAGACACUGCUAUGAAAGAUAAUUUACUGUUCUAAAAUAUCCAGUUAAAAUAAAGAACAUAAAACAUAAGAGAACCAUUGGACUGUAUUUGCUUUGAACUAGUUUUGCAGUUUGAUUUCAUGUCUUGCAUACCUUAGUUACAAAUCUUUUGGAAAAAUCUUGCAUUUACUUAUGAGCAUAAUCAUUCCUUUGAGUUAUAUGCUUAUAAACUGAUAAUGAAUGUUAAAUUAUUUUCCUUUAGUCACAGUGAGAGUAUUUUGCUUUGUAGUUGAAAUAGUUGGUGUGUGUAGGUCUUUAUUUUUCUUUAGGCUGUUUCCCAUUUAAGUGUUUGACUAAAGAUGUUAAAUAUUUCUAUUUGUGAAAAAAUACACUUUAUUAAAUAAAUAGCUUGAUUGCUUCUUAAUAGUAUUCCUUGUAAGUGGACAGAAAUGUGGCUAUUUGAUGUUACUGCAACUCUGUCAAGCCUGCAAAUGUUCAUUGAUUUAAGUGCCUGGGUAUUUUCCCCUCAUAUUUCAGAGCUCUCCUGCAUUAUUUUCACAAUAAGGGAUGUGUAAUUAUAGCUUCUGAACUUCUUAAUCACCAGUAGCAUUAAUACAUAUUUUUGGAUAUGGUAAUGGUACCGAAAAUGUUUCUUAGAAAUAACAAUGACUUAACCUUUACUACUAUGAUAAUACCCAGGCACUCAAUAUUUUUCCUAAAGCUCUUUAUAAUAUCUGUUCUAUGUCUCAUCUUAAAGACAUUCAGAGCAUGCCAGGAAAGUCAGCUUCUUAUUGAUGUUUGUGGAUUCUUACAAAAUGUUAGCAUAAAUUUUUAUGACUAUCUGGUGGUCCCUGGGGGAAAAUGUCACUCUUACUAUGAUUAGAAAGUGAGUUAGAGAAUUUCAGCUCAGUGUCUUUUACUAUUCAAGGUCAUAUACUUUAAACAAAUAUAAAAAUCAGAAAGCUGCCACUAUUACAUCCCUCAGAAUAGAUGGCUGUCAUUGUUGGCUAACAUUAAAUAUUCUUAUGCUAGAGCAUGGAGAAUUGUUUACAUUAGUGGAAUGGUGAUUUAAAAAAAAAAAACACUUCAGGUUUGCCAUGCUACUGAAAGUAGAAGCUUGAAGCUUUUGAGGGUUUAUUGAGGAGUGAAUAUAAACAGGCCUAACUAAAAAAGAUUGAAUUAACCGAGUCCAUAUAAUAAGAAUAAUGCAUUUGUGGUUGUUCUUAAAGUCAAUGUAUUAAACAGAUGAUUUUUUUCCCCUCCAUUGGUUUCUUUAAUUUUCACACUAUAUGGCCUUCUAGACAAUUUUAAUUGAAAUAAUUUGGAUUUAGUCAAAUACUAUUCAGAAAGUAAUAAAUGUUAAUAUAUCUUAUUGAAAUUAUGCAGUGGUGAUGGGUUUUAAUGUUUUCCUCCUUUCUGGUCUUACAUUAUGAGUACCAAUUAGCUGCCGCCUGUAGAAAAAUUGUGUCUUUUGUCAAUUGAAUUAGUUUUUUUUUGAAUCUUUAUUAGGAACUGGAAAACAGCAAGUACAGUUGAUUAUCAUUCAUAGUAGGUUCUGUAAAGUCUCCACCAAAAUGAAAUUAAUGAAUACCUCCCCAAACUAUUGUUCUGUGAGCCUCUGGUCACAUUGUCAUCAACCAACAAUAUAUAAACUUGUUUGAA